Molecule: messenger RNA, 2883 nt
Organism: Chiloscyllium plagiosum (whitespotted bambooshark)
Lineage: Eukaryota; Metazoa; Chordata; Chondrichthyes; Orectolobiformes; Hemiscylliidae
Gene: plk3
Product: polo-like kinase 3 (Drosophila)
Biological process (GO): mitotic G1/S transition checkpoint signaling; protein phosphorylation; Golgi disassembly
Cellular component (GO): spindle pole; centrosome; cytoplasm
Molecular function (GO): ATP binding; protein serine/threonine kinase activity; protein binding
Source: RefSeq, a predicted model, not a curated record
CCACGUGUCUGCUCUCAUUGUCUAGCCUGUGCCCUAGCAAGCAUUAGUGCUGCGGCGGCCCGGGCUUUCUUAAACUAGAACCUAUCUCUCACUGCCAGUUAUAGUCGUUUGUACUAUGAGUUCGGACAUUCAAAAAGCUUCGAGUGGUGGUUGCCUUCACCCUAAAAUUACCCGGGAGAGAACGGAUUUGAACCGGAUGGUUACCGCUCCCAAGACCGGCAAAUGUUACUGCCGAGGGCGGCUGCUCGGAAAGGGUGGAUUUGCAAGAUGCUACGAAAUGACUGAUCUCUCCAGUAAAAGGAUAUAUGCAGUUAAAGUUAUUCCACAUUCCAGAGUGUCUAAGCCUCAUCAGAAAGAGAAAAUUGAAAAGGAAAUUGAACUCCAUAAAUCCCUGUCCAAUAAACACAUAGUGAAAUUUUACCAUAACUUUGAAGAUGAUGAAAAUAUUUAUAUCUUUCUGGAGCACUGCAGUCAUAAGUCAUUAGCGCACAUUUUGAAAGCAAGAAGAACGUUAACAGAGCCAGAAGUCCGGUAUUACCUCCGACAAAUUAUCUUAGGCCUAAAGUAUCUCCACGUUCGGGAUAUUCUUCAUAGAGAUCUCAAGCUAGGUAAUUUCUUUGUCAAUGAGAACAUGGAAGUGAAAGUUGGAGACUUUGGUUUGGCAACAAAGCUUCUACCAGUUGACCAGAGGAAAAGGACAAUCUGUGGUACCCCAAACUAUCUAGCACCUGAAGUACUAAACAAACAAGGCCAUGGUCCUGAGGCUGACAUCUGGUCUUUGGGCUGUGUAAUGUACACCAUGUUGUCUGGCCGGCCUCCAUUUGAGACCUCUGACCUCAAGGACACCUACAGAUGCAUUCGAGCAGUUGAGUACAGCAUGCCAUCAUCAUUUUCAGCUGCUGCAAAGGAUCUUGUCAGUAGCAUCCUAAAGAAGAAUCCAGAACAAAGACCUACACUAGAUGCGGUUAUGCACCAUGACUUUUUUACAAAAGGCUUUAUACCUGAUGUGCUCCACCCAAGCAGCUGUUUAAUGGUUCCUGAACUGAAUAUCCCAACUCCCACUAAAAACUUCUUGAAAAAGUUUACUGAAGCUUUGUUUUUUAGGAAAAAAAACUCAAAAGAUACGAAAACCAUUUGUGUGGAGAAGGAUGAUAUUUCCAAGCUUGCUGCAGAUCUUGUAAAGACCUCCAUCCACAGACAGACCAGCUAUAAAACUGAGAAUGCAACUGAGCCUACAUUUCCAACUGGCCAAACAGCAAACACCUUUCAGAGAGGAACUGAAGAUGAUUCAAAAAAGUUAAUCACUGAAACAGAAGGUGCUAAUUAUGAAACUGCUGAAGAUGGGUCUGUAGCUCAGCAAAUGGCAGAUGCUGCUUCCCACGUUCUCGAAAGCUGUCUUUCAGCCAUGCCAUCAGUGAAAAAAAGCCCAGUUGGACACAGCCUACAUAGGUCCAAACCCUUCUUGUGGGUUACCAAAUGGGUUGACUACUCCAAUAAAUAUGGCUUUGGUUACCAGUUGUCUAAUCGUAGCAUUGGUGUCCUGUUCAAUGAUGGAACUCAUAUGAGUCUCUCUGCAGACAGGAGGAGUGUGUAUUAUUACCUCAAUAACCACCAGCAUUUUUCCUUCUCUGCCUCUGCAAUUCCAGAGCAGCUAGUGAAACAGAUGACAAUUGUCCAGUAUUUUGCCAAUUACAUGGAAGAAAACUUAAUGGAGGGAGGCAACUUGCCCAGAACAUUCCUUGAAGAUUGUCAUGAUCCAUCUUUGUUCCUGUUGCAGUGGGUUAAAACUGAUCAUUCCCUAUUGAUGCUGUUCAACAAUGGUACUUUACAGGUUAACUUUUAUCAUGAUCACACAAAACUCAUUCUGUGUAAAGCUGACCAUUCUUAUCUACUUACUUAUAUCAACAAAGAUCGUGUUGCCUGCACAUACAGAUUGAGCACUAUAAUGGAACUAGGCUGUUCACAAGAACUCCACCACCGUCUGACAUAUACACUGAAACUGUUGCAACAGCAACAGAAGGCAAAUCACAUAUGAAUCAAUCACUUUUUGAGGAGGAAUAUAACAUUACUUCUACUAUGGACUCUUACUUGGUGCAAACUAUUGAACCACCUGGCAAGAAAAGCUGCUGUUUAUUUUGGAGGCGUGGAAUCUGAAGUCAGACUAUUGGUGGUUUAUAAUCGUGUCUGUUUUAAAUGUCACUAAUGAGAAGGAUAUGUUCACAUAAGCGAGCUGUUGAAGUUUUUUUGUUUUUCCACUCCCUCCAUGCUAGAGUUUGAAGAACUUCAGUGGGAAGUGAAAUUUGCCACAGUUUCCUAAUUAUACCCUAAAAUUGACUUGUAUAAAUUUAAGCCGCUGUUCUGGUGCAUCAAAGGUUUUUUCAAAAUCUCCUGAUUUUUACUGGUAUGGAAAGCAAAUCUUUAUCUCCCACUUAUCACCUGGCAAGCUUUUAACUACUUGGCUUUGAGUUUGCUAAGUCUUCAACCUCCUCUAAGAAAACCAUGCUGCCUCUAUAUUGGUAAGAAUGUUUCAGAAUGCAGUGGGUCCAGCUCCAUUUCAAAACUGGCUAAUUUGGGUCAGAUUAUGUUGAAUGCUAACACUGGGAAUGGCAGAUGCUUAUUGCAGAUGGAGUGCAGGAUAAUCCAUUGUUCAUUCUAUCAAGAUCUGGAUAGACCAGAAUGGAUCAACCUACUUUGAUUUGGUUCCUUAGUGCCAUGAACAGUGUGUUGCUUUUCCCUUUUUUUGAAUGAAAGCAAACUCUUCUACAUUUUAAACUAAUCGAUGUGUACAGGCUUCGGUUACUGACUUUUUUUUUUGUUUUAAAAAGCUAGGUUCGAAAUCAAAAUCCUGGUUUGAUACAUCUGUGUAAUGACCUGCAUUUUCUG